AUGGUGACGACAGCACGGGCAAAAAGCAACCGCCACCACUCCGGACUAUCAAGCUUCAGCACCUCAACCGUCUUUACAGCCCAUUUCAUCGCUCGGGCACCUCUUCAAGAUCCGAACAGAGAGACCUACCGCCGUCGCCACUCGGAUGGAGCCUUGCCGCUGAUAGAACCUGGCACAGAUUCGCGGACCAUCCGACUUCGAUGCCUCAUCAGAUCUUUUCGGACUGAUCCUACAGAGGGGGCCCCCCAGCAGAACUUUGAUCUACGCCUGUCUACGGGUAGCCUAGCCGGAUGGUCGGACGACUGGGCUCUCAUGUACGAGCCUCCAAGGACGAAAUAAUGGCGGCUAUUCAAGCAAGCAUUCUUCUUAGUCCGAGUCCGACUAAGCCUUGCUGCAAAUCUCUCGAGUAAAGCCUUACCAGCUACUCGGAUAUCAAAACGACCGGCUUCCGGGUACGCUUUUGCUUGGAAAAAGAUUGUUGUUGAAUGCCAAGAAGGAAAUGCCAAACCGCUAGGUAGAUGGUGCCGAGUAACUGCCCGGAUCUACCGGGGAUGACGUCGAUCAUGAAUGCCAGCCACGCAGGACGGGCGCGGCGUUGAGCAGAUAGACUUUGGAUCUAACGGCAGAAGAUCUAGACUGAUGGCCACCAGGUUCUUCCCAUUAGGCUCCAAUCCCCUUCCACGUUAGGGUACCGGAUGCAACCUCCGCUAUUCGCUAUAAAGUUGCUAACAAUACG
Molecule: messenger RNA, 736 nt
Organism: Mytilinidion resinicola
Lineage: Eukaryota; Fungi; Ascomycota; Dothideomycetes; Mytilinidiales; Mytilinidiaceae
Exons: 1
Coding region: 1-339 (112 amino acids)
Source: RefSeq, a predicted model, not a curated record